AUGGAUGGAGUAGAGAAAUCCGCUUUAUUGCCAGCCAGCCGCAGAAAAAGAGCAGAAAGAGCAGACAGUUCAGCAUUCGCAAGAACACUGGCAGCACAGAAAUAUUCUCCAAUUAACUGGAGCAAGAUCGUAAAGAGUGUGGGAUGCAUACCCUGCCAGCUAGCUAGCACAAGCGAAAUAGAUGGGAGAAACACAACGCCAAAAGAGGUAAGAUUGCCAGUACAGUGCAUAGAUGCAACAGAAAGAGAGGCUAUUUCAAAUAAUGCAGAAAAGUUCCAAAAGACGCUUUCAGAGCUUAGUAUCUCAGGCAGAGAGUGUCCUUCGGCUGUAUUCCUGUAUCCGCUGGCUAGUGGAGAGAUAGAAAAAGCUGUCAAGAAGAAAAAGAAACUUAUAGCGCUGGAAAAGCCUGCAUUUAAAAAUGAUAGCUGCAAAAAAAGAGAAGGCGUAAGAGUAAGAUUGCGUAGAAAAGAGUGGAUGAGAUCAGCUGCAGACGAGUUUAGAAGUGCAGCAAGAAGAGAAGUUGAAAAUACAGGACAGUUGGAAAAGAACAGACGCUGCUCGUCUAUGAGCAUAAGUAUUCGGAGCGUGCUAGACAGUAUAGCUGAAGAGAUGAUGGAUAAACAUGUACCAAAUAAAGCCAAACCACCAAAAGCAAAGAAGAAUAAGCCCGUUGCAAUAUUGCUUUCAGCACUCCCAGAGGUUCCUCCGAUAAAAAAAGAGUAUUUAGAGAGGGCUCCGUUGAGCAUAAGAUCGAGAAUAUUUAGAGAGGGAGUCAGCAAGCAAAUAAAAAAGCUUUUAUAG
Messenger RNA from Nematocida minor, 801 nucleotides. RefSeq lists its product as uncharacterized. NCBI's taxonomy places the organism in Eukaryota, Fungi, Microsporidia. The transcript has a single exon. The record is from RefSeq and is a predicted model, not a curated record. The coding region runs from base 1 to 801 and encodes 266 amino acids.